AUGUUGUUAGCAUUCGGAACGCUUAAAUAUUCCGAUGAGCCGCAGUUCAGUCAGUCGUGUAUACACGACGAACAAUAUCUGGUUGUGUCGAAGGCAUUCAAUGCGAAAACGAGACUACACUGCUGCAACUUGGGCACGAACUAUUCAUCAAACGGGCGAAGCUGCAAAGUGUUCGAGACGCCAAUCGCAGACGUUUCAAAAGAAGACCAACCGGCUUGUCUGAGCAUCGUAGAUUUCUGUUGUAAAAAACAGUUCAGGUUGUUUCAAUGUAACCUUGGCAAAGAAGAAGCGCGGAAGGGUACAUGUGCGAAAAAUGAAGGCGUCGUUAAGGAAUGUUGCGAUGCCUGCUCGCUCGGCAUCGAAACCAAAAACGGCAAAGACCCUUGCGUGGACACUAUCGGUCUGGGUUCACCUUACGGUGAAGCUUUCGUUAGUUGCUGCGAAGACGGCGAAAUUGCAUUUGGAAUUACCACACCUACUACCACCCCUAAGAUCCAAAUUCUACCGACUUCCGAUUUUGAUAGCUUACCGAAUUUACCGGGUCUAUCCGAAGAGAACGUAUGCGAGACUGACGAAUAUUGUGCCCAAUUAUGUGAACCAGUCGGAAGCACGUUCAAAUGCGGUUGCUUCGAUGGAUACGAACUCAUGAAAGACGGCGUGUCGUGUAAACCGGUUAAAAGAGCGAAAGGAAGUAGGUGUGAAAAAAACAAUCCCUGCGAUCACGACUGUAUCGAUACCGGCACAUCUAUCGAGUGCUCUUGUAGACCAGGCUACGAGCUGGCACAGGACAAUCGAAGCUGUAAAGAUAUCGACGAAUGCGCUUUGGGCAUCCACGCCUGCAAACCGGACGAAGAAUGCGGCAACGAAGAGGGGACGCAUUUUUGCUACGUAAACGAACUUUUGAAGGAAGACGUAUCGUUCCAGGGCAAAUGUCCCACAGGGCUGAGAUUUAACGCCGACAAAUCUGUUUGCGACGACGUUGACGAAUGCGAAAUCGAACUGAUAUGCCCCCCGCCGAAAGUUUGUAGGAAUUCGGUAGGAUCGUUUGCCUGCGAAGGUCCCGACUGUCCUUCGGGAUUUUACUUCAAAGCGUCUAUUGAAUCGUGCGCAGAUAUAGAUGAGUGUAUUACGGGGGACAACGAUUGCAAUAAAGAUUCGCAGAUCUGUUUGAACACAAAAGGCAACUAUACGUGCGUGGACAAGGCGUCGAGGAAAGCGUGUCCACCGGGAUUCAAGAAAAAUGAUACUACUUACGUUUGCGAAGAUAUUGACGAGUGCCAAGAGGAUAUCGAACUUUGUCAAGACCACGAGAUUUGCGUUAAUGAGGAUGGCGGUUACAAAUGCGUCAAAGUUGGACCACCCGGCAACAAAUUCGGCAACGUUAACCAGUACACCACGCCCAACGUUAACCCUUAUAGUCCACUCUCUUGUCCGCCAGGAUAUAAAUUUAAUUUUACGCAAAACACGUGCGACGAUAUAAAUGAAUGUCAACUCAGACUGGACACUUGCUCGGUUAUGCACAGAUGUGACAAUACCAUUGGAUCCUUUUAUUGUACCAGAACGGUAUCAUGUGGAACGGGUUACACGUUGAAUUCGGCAGACGACUUAUGCGAAGACGACGACGAAUGUGCGCUCGGCACCCAUAAUUGCCACGAACUGGGUCCAAAUUAUAGAUGCAAAAACUUAAUGGGAUCUUAUCGCUGCGAACAAGUUAGACCGUUGUUCCAUCCGCCUGUAACACAAUACACACCACCUACCCCACCAAGUACUACGACCAAAACGUCACCACCAACAACUUAUUCCAGAACAAACGUAAACCACCCCUCCGUGACGCAACCGCAACCGGUAACUGAAAUCAUCCCUGGUCCGGUUAAAGCUUACACCACGGCAUCUAGAUCCAACUAUCCGCAAUAUCCGAGAUCGUACCACAAUCCGAACCCAUUUUGGCAGUACCAAACGACUCGACAAACUUACACAACAGUUGAAACUACUACCGAAACCACCCCUAGCCCGACUAAAGCACGCCCUACGGCACCGAAACCAUAUCCCACGCAAUACGUUCCGUAUUCUACGUCACCUCGGACUAUCUCAAACCUUUACUUGCCCCGCUCAAACCCGACACCAAAGUACCCGAUCAUAAAUGGAAUUUUGAAAAAAUGUCUUCCCGGAUACGUCAUGAACAACUAUGGAGACUGCGAAGAUAUAAACGAAUGCGAGAGCAACCCCUGUCCCAAGGGCCUAAAAUGUUUGAAUUUCAACGGAAGGUACGAAUGUAGCUCACCCCUGCAAUGCAAAAUCGGAUACGAGCUUAAUGAAGCGGGAGACGAGUGUAUUGACGUAAAUGAAUGCUCCAGGGGCAGCCACAAGUGCAACCGAAGUCAAAUAUGCAAGAACGGCCAAGGGUAUUACACCUGCGAGUGUCCGCCGGGACAUCACUUGAGUAGGUCGACUCAAAUGUGCGAAGACAUCGACGAAUGCAAAUUUUAUAGGCCUUGCGGUAAUACGGCGGACUGUAUCAAUUCAAUAGGAUCGUACGAAUGCCGUUGCAAAUCUGGGUUCAGAAACAAAAACGGCUUGUGCGACGAUAUUAAUGAAUGCCUGGAUUCUGUCGGUCUUUGCGAACACAACUGCGUCAAUUUAUGGGGUUCGUACCGAUGCGCUUGCCGAUUAGGAUUCACGUUGAACUACGACAACCGGACCUGUAACGAUAUCGACGAAUGUGACAAGUACAAAGAUAGGAAGCUGUGUAUAGGGACCUGCAAAAACAUACCAGGGAGCUACAGCUGCGAAUGCCCGCAAGGCUAUCGAUUGGGAUCUGACAAACGUGUUUGCAUUGAUAUAGACGAAUGCCAUGAUAACGUGUGCGGACCAGAAGACGCUUGCGUCAACACGAAUGGCGGAUACGAAUGCUUCCCCAUCACGUGUCCCCCCAAUUAUGUCAAGGACAGGGAUCACCGGGCGCGAUGUAGGAAGCAACCAUGUGACACUAGAGAUUACCAAUGCGAAAGGAUGCCCGAGCAGUACACUUAUCAAUAUUUAGCCCUGGUGUCGAAUUUGCCCUUAUCGGAAGGUGGCAUUCGACUGUUUACCAUAAAAUCGGUGGAUAUGGCAGAAACAGCGGAGUUUUCAAUUAGGCUAAUGGAGGUGGAAGCACCUCCAAAUAUUCAAAAGGUCAAUGAAUCGUUUUUCAAAAAGGCAACCCCUAAAUACAAAUACAACACGAUGGAAUUGUACUUGGUAAGAUCUAUAGAAGGUCCACAAAAAGUAAAACUACAAGUUGAAAUGAAACUAUAUCAAGGAAAUAUAGUUAUAGGAAGUGUUGUUGUAUAUAUGGUUAUUGUUGUUUCAGAAUAUCCUUUUUAAAUUAAAUGAGGUAAUAACUUUUUCAUUCAUUUUGAAUUGUGUAAAUUAUUUUUUAGUUGUAGUUUUAAUACACCGACUUUUAUUAUAGACAUUAUUUUCACAAA
Cylas formicarius (sweet potato weevil) is the source of this 3467-nucleotide messenger RNA. Its product is annotated as fibulin-1-like. Bases 1 to 3363 code for a protein of 1120 amino acids. NCBI's taxonomy places the organism in Eukaryota, Metazoa, Arthropoda, Insecta, Coleoptera, Brentidae. Gene Ontology annotation, molecular function: calcium ion binding. The transcript has 17 exons. The record is from RefSeq and is a predicted model, not a curated record.